AUGCUAUCGGAGGUAUUCGUCGUUGCCAGUGCCGUGGGGAUUGUGGUGGAAGAAAUUCCAGGUUUCGAAGUGGUGCUUAAGCCGGAAGAGAGUGGAAUCGAUGCUCCAGUUUUCGUUCCGGAAACGGCUGUGCUUGUGGAGGAGUUGGAUAUUCCGAACCAGGUGGUAGUCGCUGAUGGUACCGGGAUUGGCAAUGACCCAAAUGUAGAGAUGCUUGUUGAUAUAAUCGCUGUCCCUGAGGUAGUUGUGGCUACUGGGGCGAUACUGACCGUGCUACCACUGGAUGAUGAAGGAGCAGUGUCCAAGCUGGUACUGGACGACGCGACAGUACUAGCCAUCACAGACAGCUCAACAACUGAAGAAGGCGAGGUAGUCGUUGACUCUGUCGAUAGAAUAGUUGAUGAGGACGCAGCAGAGGUCGAGAAUGACCCAACUUGCGAAGUGGUGGAGGGAAGCAAGGUUGUACUGCUGGUCGUGGAACCUGGGGAUAUGAUUAUAGUGAGGCAGACGAAUGGUGUUGAACUUCCGAACAGAAUGAACACAAUGCCUCGUUCAUUAGUGCAAAAAUUAGAUCCCUCUGCUUCGAGCAUCAAAACGUCGUUGGCAUCAAUGAACCAUUUGGAAAGAUUGUCAUUGACUGUUGUAACCAAUGAGAAACCUGCACUGUCCAAGGAGAAUUGGGCUGCCGCUGCUGAGUCACUCAAUAGAGUCCCACUACCAUCAGAGAAACCCAAAUACUGGAGGGCUCGCUUGCGGGUCUUGAGAGGCGAGUUUGUGCUGACAACGAAGAGAUCCGUGGAAGGAGGAACAGGAACAAUCUGGGUGCUCGACGUCGAGCUGGAUGCUGAUAUGGUGCUACUGCCGCUUGUUGUCGCAGAAGGGAUAGAGGUCGUUAAGGUGCUGAUAGAUGGAAGAGUGAAACCGGUAGAAAGGGUCGUGGCAGGAAGAGAGAAGGCUGCGGAGCUUGUGACUGAUCCAAUUGGCUCAUCAACGGUUGAGGUUGAAGUAGAAUUCGCGGACGUCGAUAAAAUACUAAACGAGCUGGAACUGGAGCUGGAGCUGGAGCUGGUGGAGGCUGAACUUGAAGCGCCAAUCGGGCCGAUAUUCAAGCUAGAAGAGCUGCUUGUUUGA
Messenger RNA from Fonsecaea multimorphosa CBS 102226, 1131 nucleotides. RefSeq lists its product as uncharacterized. The coding region runs from base 1 to 1131 and encodes 376 amino acids. The transcript is spliced from 3 exons. Lineage: Eukaryota; Fungi; Ascomycota; Eurotiomycetes; Chaetothyriales; Herpotrichiellaceae. The record is from RefSeq and is a predicted model, not a curated record.